Molecule: messenger RNA, 2968 nt
Organism: Sander lucioperca (pikeperch)
Lineage: Eukaryota; Metazoa; Chordata; Actinopteri; Perciformes; Percidae
Product: myeloid-associated differentiation marker-like protein 2
Exons: 1
Coding region: 888-1799 (303 amino acids)
Cellular component (GO): membrane
Source: RefSeq, a predicted model, not a curated record
GCUCGGCACAAACUUUCAUUUAAACAACCACCCCUCGCAAUCCACUGAGUGCACACUAACACACACAGGAGGAAGGGUGUGUCUUUUGUGAGUAAGAAAGAGUGGGAGACCAAAUCCAAAAGGCAAAAGGAGACAGAAACAGCAAGACAAAGAGCAAGAGACAGAGCCAAUAUUUUUGAGUGAUUUUGACGGGCAGUUAAGGGCCUACAGUGAAGAAAUUACAAGGAUCAAGUCACUGUGUAAUGGAACUUGGCUGAGAGGACAACAAACUAGUCCACCUGUUCUGUUCUUGAUCUCUGGAUUUGACUUUUAGAGGACCUAACUCAACUUUCAACUUUUUGAUACACUGGACAACUCGGUAAUUGAAGACAGUAAGCAAGCGAAAACCAAGAUUUCUGAGGACAUACUGUACACUACAGCUUUAAGUAAGAACAGUAUACAAUUCUUAAUCUCUAAACCAUUUUUAAAACACUAUAAAAGGACUGAUACUGUAGUGUUAUAUGAUUUACAGAAAUGUUACUCUGUAUGCAUAGUUUAUAGACUUGUGCAGACAAGUAGAGAAAAUACUUCAGACACAAAAUAAAAAUUCAAAAUAUGUCUUAUUUAAAGGUCUAAUUAAAUAUCAUUUACUAUUACAAGCUACUGUACAAACUUCUACAUAACAGUGUAUAAAUGUAACUUGAUCUUAAGCACACUGCUAUAAUUACAAAGCAAGCUCAGGGAAGAAUUACAGACAUUUGUAAUUAAGGACAAUCUAUAAAAGGCAACCAAGGAGAGGGUGAGGUCUGUGACGGAAAAAAAAGUCGGCCACAAGGACACCAAGACAGAGAACAGGACGUCAAUAAUCUCAACAAAAAAACUGCUGCUGCAGGGAGACAACACGCACCAUGGAUUCUCACGGAGGACACUACCUCAACAAAGAAGCUGUGCUGUCACCUUUAGGUGCAGCCCGAAUGUGCCAACUGCUACUCGGUUGCACCAUAAUGGCCCUUGUGUCCCACAGCGCAGGCUACAGCGCCUCCUACGGACAUUUCUGCAUGUUCGUGUGGUGCUUCUGCUUUGCUGUCACACUGAUUGUGUUCACCUUGGACAUCACGCGGCUCCACACAUGCAUGCCCAUUUCCUGGGAUAACUUCACUGUGGCCUUUGCCAUGCUGGCAACACUCAUGUACAUCACUGCCUCUGUGGUCUACCCUGUUUACUUCCUCCAAACAGAGUGCCCUGAUGAGGGCUGUGAAGUCCAAAUGUACCGCAUUGCUGUCACUGUCUGCUCCAGUGUCUGCUGCUUUCCCUACGGUGCUGAGGUGUUCCUAACUCGAGCCAAGCCGGGAGCUGUGGUGGGUUACAUGGCCACUGUGUCCGGUCUACUCAAGGUGGUCCAGGCUUUUGUGGCCUGCAUUAUUUUCGGGGCCUUGGCUAAUGACAGUGAGUACACCCUCUACAUUGCCACCCAGUACUGCGUGGUGGUGUACAGCCUGUGCUUCUCUAUCACUGUGAUAGUGGUCAUACUGACAGUUUCUGGUAGGACCUCUGCCCUGCGGUUCCCCUUUGACCGGUUUGUGGUUGUCUACACCUUCUUCGCUGUGAUUCUUUACCUCAGUACAGCACUGAUCUGGCCCAUCUUCAGCUUUGACAAAAAGUAUGGCAACACUACUCGUCCUGAGGACUGCCCACGUGGAGAAUGUCCAUGGGACAGUAAGCUAGUGGUGGCCGUGUUCACCAACGUCAACAUGAUCCUAUAUUUUGUAGACCUUGUUUACUCUCAGAGGAUUCGCUUUGUCUCCAGCUCUGCUGUGUGAAAAAUGUAGCCCUCUAAAGACUGUUUAGAUUUAAAGACAAAUAAAGAAUCUUUGAGGCCACAUCCAUAAUGCUCUACACAGUCAGGUCUCUGUGAAGGACUCAUUCCCUUGGAUCCAUCUAAUAUCAGUAUUCAUCACCUAUUCUUUUAUAAAACUGACAGGAUUACCCUAUUCUACAAACUUAAAACGCCUUUCCCCAGUUCUGCAGUGACCUACCAGGAAGAGACUGCCAGGUGACAUCCCUCUGCUCCAGAUUCCUUUGGUGGUUGCCUGCAGAACGGACCUAUGGGAGUAUGGGAUAAUGUUUAGAAUAUCAAAACAGUGUUAUGUCAGUCAGAGUACAAAGGCAAUUUAUUUAUGUAUUAGUAUAUGUAUUAAAAUGGAUGUAAACACUAAAAUGGAUGAAGAUAUAUCAUAGCGAUGAAUAGCAUAUGUUAAGUCUACACAGUAUGCACUUGGUUUCGGCUUUCCUGCCAUUUUGCUGUUUUUUCCCCCACAUCUUGUUCUUAUAUAGGCUAUGUAAUAAUAAUAUAAAAACAUAGUAAUAUUGAAGUUCAUUAGGAUUUUCCUGCCAUCCAUUGAAUGUUAAAUGUAUUAGAUAUAUGAUUUUUUUAAUGGCAAAACUUUGACAGUAUCACAGUAUUUUAUUUGGUAUAAACACAAUCAUGUAGUGGAAUAUCAAUUAUUUUGCUAUAUUUCUGAUAUGUGCCAUGUUUAACAAAAGAUUUAACAGUAUGUUUUGUUAGUCUUUUUGAUUUCUGUACCCUUUGCUUUGUAUGAAGUAACGCUAGGUUUUAAUUGAUAUGUGAACCUUCACUCUCAACUUUCAAAAGAAAGAUUUACACAGUGACAUCAUAAAUCUCAUUUGUAUAUUGGCAAAUGUUCAAAUCAAAAUUGGUCAAGUUGAUUGCUGAAGUAUAUUUGAUUCAUAGCCUGAUUAAAUCAAAUUACCUUGAUAUUUCAGUAUUUGAUAGUGCACUAGUCAUUUAUAAAUCAUGUUGUUGUCUAGGCUACAGUGUUAGAAAAGUUUCCUGAAAGGCAUUUUGUCAGAUUCCUAGGAUUACACACAAAAGGACAGGCUUUUCUUAUCAAUAUCAAGUGUAUUCCGUUUGCUUCAUACCUUAUUUAAAUGUUCUUUGUUGUAAUGUGUUGACCUUGGUGAAGGCCAA